Daucus carota subsp. sativus is the source of this 480-nucleotide messenger RNA. RefSeq names its product auxin-responsive protein SAUR32. Bases 1 to 480 code for a protein of 159 amino acids. The record is from RefSeq and is a predicted model, not a curated record. NCBI's taxonomy places the organism in Eukaryota, Viridiplantae, Streptophyta, Magnoliopsida, Apiales, Apiaceae. Gene Ontology annotation, biological process: response to auxin. The transcript has a single exon.
AUGGACACUGAGUGCGUAAAAGGUCGUAGCAACCGAAAGACGAAUCUCAUCACCAAGACAUGGCAACGCUGUCGAUCCUUCCCUGGAAAAGAGAGGAGCGAGCCUAAGCUUAAAGUAGCUCCGCAAGGAUGUUUUUCAGUCUACGUGGGAGCAGAGAAGCAAAGAUUUGUGAUCAAGACCGUGUGCGCGAAUCAUCCACUAUUUAAAAUGUUGCUUGAAGAUGCCGAAAUGGAAUACGGUUUCAUCAGCGACGGUCCUAUUUUGCUUCCAUGCGAUGUUGAUCUCUUUUACAAAGUGCUGGCAGAGAUGGAUGAUGCAGAAAGUGCUAAUGGAAGUCAUUUGUCGAGAUCGAAAUCGUGCGGGUUUGCGUACGGCUCAUUCGGUUCGUUUAGUCCGAAUCGUGGUAAAAGAGAAGGUGUGAGUAAAGGUUUUGGUUCAUAUGGGUUGCUCACUCCAUCCAGGCUGAUCAGAAUGAAUUAG